GAGAGAGAGAGAGAGACAGAGAGAAUAAGUGCGAGAAGAAUGAAACAUCAACAAUGUGGAGUUUGGAAUAAGAAGUGGACUCCUGCUCUGGCCGUGGAAAACCUGGGAUCUGAAUUUUAAAAGAAAGGAAGGACUUUUAAAAAGAGCCGAAGGAGGGAACAAGUCCCAGAAAAGAACCGAGGAACCGAAGGAGAGCAUCAGAACCCCAACGCCGAACAAACUCAUCAUCCCAUCUGCUGACAUCUGGACUGAAAUCACUCGAGCUUGCAGAACAAUUCCUGAAAGAUUCCUGGAAACGUUCCGAGUUUUUCUUCCUGAGUUCCCGUCUGCGCGCCUCCUCCUCCUCCCCCUCCUCCUCCUCUUCCUCCUCUUCCUCCAGCAGGAUGGCCGUGUCCCGAGGCUGCCUGUGCUGCGUCAAAUACCUCAUGUUCAUCUUCAACCUCAUCUUCUGGCUGGGUGGGUGUGGCCUGUUUGGUGUAGGGGUGUGGCUUUCCUUUCGUCAGGCUGAGAUCUCGUACCUCCCGCUGUCCUUCCCGUCGCUCUCCGUGGCCAACCUGCUGCUGGUCGCAGGGGGCGUUACCAUGGUGACGGGGUUCCUGGGCUGUCUGGGGGCUCUGAAGGAGCAGCGGUGUCUGCUGAUGACGUUUUUCGUGAUCCUCCUGCUUCUGUUCCUGACUGAAGCGGCGCUCGUCCUCAUGCUGGGGCUCUUCCACAAAGAGCUGGACCAGAAAGCGAAGGAGGACCUGAUCGAGGGCAUGAAGGAUUACGACACUAACCCCGGUCUGAAGAAGUCCUGGGACAGCAUGCAGAGAAUCUUCAAAUGCUGCGGCGUGAGCAACCACUCUGACUGGUACAACCGGACCACGGAGGGACCGCCCCCCGAGUCCUGCUGCAGAGAUCACAUCCCCCCCUGUCACCGCUGGGAAGAGCCGUGUUAUGAGAAGGCGAAGGCGUGGGUUCUGGACAACAUCACCUGGGUUCUGGGAUUCGGAGUGUGCCUCGGCAUUGUGCAGAUCCUGGCUCUGGCCUUCUCCAUGCUGAUGUACUGCCAAAUCCUGCGAGUGGAAAAGUACAUGGAAUGAUCCUGCGCUUUAAUAACGGAAGAAAACUCCGCUCGCAUCGGGACGCCAAAUUCAACAAACCCCUGUUUUUAAAACUCAUUCGCGUCCCACGUGUUCUUCAGCCGAACUUUUCUGCUUGUGUGUAAAGAUUAUUAACGUCGAUUUCCACGCAGGUGUAAACAUCCAGUCAGGUGAAGUGGUUUACUCCAAUACUGCACGUUUUACUCUUUAAUAAACUGCAUGUACUGAUGACGUGUAGGACUUGUGGUGUUGAAGAGGACUUUAAAGACUCUGUAGGUUGCUGUUUUACUGUCUAAUAAAGUCUAAUCAAAUAUUAA
Ictalurus furcatus (blue catfish) is the source of this 1399-nucleotide messenger RNA. RefSeq names its product tetraspanin 4b (gene tspan4b). Gene Ontology annotation, cellular component: membrane. The coding region runs from base 384 to 1082 and encodes 232 amino acids. NCBI's taxonomy places the organism in Eukaryota, Metazoa, Chordata, Actinopteri, Siluriformes, Ictaluridae. The transcript has 8 exons. The record is from RefSeq and is a predicted model, not a curated record.